GACCUCCUCAUCGAACAACACCUAUCUGAUCGGGAACCAGCUCAUCGGUGCAAGUAUCAUCGAAGGGUACAUCCGCGCUAAGCUUCCUACAUAGCUGUCGUAGCAUCGAAAGUACGUGACUUUACAUACAUCGCUGUUGGACGAUGUAAACCUAACAAACCGGAACUCACAUUCGACAUCUAUUAUGGCGACAACGAGCCGCAGAUCUUCCACGGCAAGACGCUCGCGCCCAAGGUUGGGCUCCGCGAGGUGUGCGAGGCGAUCAAGAAGUACGCAUUCGUUACUUCGCCGUAUCCGAUCAUCAUCUCCGCCGAGGUACACUGCUCGCUGCUCCGGCAGAACAAGAUGGCGGCGAUCUGUGUUUGGUGAUACGCUCGUGACAGCUCCCGUGGAGGGAAAAGUGAAGAUCGAGCAGUUGCCGAGUCCGGAGGACCUGAAAGGGAGGGGUACUGCUGAAGACGAAGAGUGCGUUUUCUUCUGAGAACGAGAGCGCCGUUC
Molecule: messenger RNA, 498 nt
Organism: Coniophora puteana RWD-64-598 SS2
Lineage: Eukaryota; Fungi; Basidiomycota; Agaricomycetes; Boletales; Coniophoraceae
Exons: 2
Coding region: 185-481 (98 amino acids)
Source: RefSeq, a predicted model, not a curated record